Molecule: messenger RNA, 1342 nt
Organism: Suillus subalutaceus
Lineage: Eukaryota; Fungi; Basidiomycota; Agaricomycetes; Boletales; Suillaceae
Exons: 2
Coding region: 186-1232 (348 amino acids)
Source: RefSeq, a predicted model, not a curated record
UAAUUACUUACUAAUCUGCUGCUGGUGCGUGUUCAAACAAAGCCCAUCAACGUGGUCCACGUGCACACCAGAUCACUGGCAGCCAGUAACGAGCCCUUCUCUCUACUUUUUACGAAGGUACAUACAAGACAUAUCGUCCUCACAUUGCCUUUGGAGACUCUCGCAGUCCAAUUGAAGCUUCCCUAAUGACUCCACGACUCCCAACGUCUAUCUCCGGGGUUCCAGCCAGGAUGCUUGCUGUGUUCCCAUUUCUCACAGUCGCAGCGGCUUACAUAGUUAUGGUCCGGUGUCUCUACGGGAAUGGCCUGGUCCCAAAGUUACACGCAGUAUGUGGCGCGCCAGUAGAGGGGGAAUCGUUCCCAACGCGCAUUGCAUACACCAAUAUCCCCGCUCUCGACUUCAACAUCUGCACCAUCGUUACGUUUUAUCAUGGCUUGAUGAACACGACCUACCGACCGCUUCUAAUCCAUAUGUGCACCACGCUUUCUGCAAUCGCCAUAAUCCCUUUCGCAGAAGCCACUCACGAAUAUCACUCCAAGCGGCUCAAAAUGCCUGCGACUGUUUGCAUGAUUUUCCAGCUCUGCAGCUGUGCGGUGGUCAUGCCAAUUUAUUGGUUUGCCUUUGCGCAUACAGGUGGCACAACCCGUCGCAGCGACAGAAUCAGUCAAGGGAACGCAGAAGCACUUUUAUUUGCCCUUGUUGUUGGCUAUGCUAUCCCCACCGUUUGCAUGGUGGUUUUUGAAGACCCGGUGGUGACUGCGAUAUGGCAGUUCUUCCCACUGUUCAUGAAAAUCGCCCAGUGGGCACACUCCAAAAUCCGACCGCCUUCGCAUCACUCUGGAUCGGGAUACGGCACUGUUCAAGCCAUGUACUUGCUUGUAUACGUCACUUCCGCUUAUUUGCACGUUGCGCACAUCUGGCCUCUCUUCAACAGCCCGGCGCUCGUCCAAAAGCUUAUAGUACCCCCUACGGCUCCUUUGGACCCGUCAGCAAUUUCUGUUGCUGAAGGUGUGGCAGCGUUCCUGAAGUGGGAUAUGGCAUUCGCAGCGGGCUCGACUAUCUUGAUGACAUUGUGGUUCGCCAGAAGUCUGAUGAGCUUUACGGUGUUAAUUUUGUGGCAUGUGUCGGCUGCUUUCAUAGUGGGACCUGCAGCUGCAAUCGCCGGAGUAAUGAUGUGGAGAGAAGCGACAAUAGAUGCACAGGCCAUUUCCAAGGCAGAGAAAGUUCGAUGAUGGUUGUCGCUGGGAGCCCCACAACUCUGUAUAUACACUUCAAUAGUCUUGAGUAGUUUUUUGAGAAUUUUUUGUAGAAUGGGCAGCAGAUUUGAAAACACUUAUGGACG